Messenger RNA from Penicillium antarcticum, 759 nucleotides. Its product is annotated as HAD family hydrolase. The record is from RefSeq and is a predicted model, not a curated record. The transcript is spliced from 2 exons. Lineage: Eukaryota; Fungi; Ascomycota; Eurotiomycetes; Eurotiales; Aspergillaceae. Bases 1 to 759 code for a protein of 252 amino acids.
AUGGCUAAGAUUACAGAGAUCUUCUUCGAUUGCGACAACACCUUGGUCCUCUCCGAGGAGCUGGCCUUCGAGGCCUGCGCCGACCUGGCCAAUGAGAUUCUGGAGGAAUACAACAUCCCCGAUCGCUACACCGGCGACAUGCUCAUCAAGGACUUUGUCGGCCAAAACUUCCGCGGCAUGAUGGGCUCUCUGCAGACCAAGUACGGGUUUGAGAUUGAGCCGACCGAGCUGGAGAGAUACGUCAAGAAGGAGGAGGACAAGGUCAUCGCCAAAUUGGAAGCCAAGGCGAAGCCCUGCGUCGGCGCUUCUGAGCAGCUGGAGAAGCUGUACAACUCGAAGAAGUACGGUCUCGCGGUUGUUUCCUCUUCUGCCCUGCGUCGCGUGCGCGCCUCCAUUGAGAAGGUCGGUCAGGCCAAGUUCUUUGAUCACGACAAGGUCUUCAGUGCCGCAACCUCUCUUGAGAAGCCGACUUCCAAGCCCGACCCCGCUAUUUACUUGCAUGCUCUUGAGAAGGUUGGCAAGACUGCUGCUGAGACCAUUGCCAUCGAGGACAGCAAAUCUGGUGCUCUCUCGGCCAUUCGUGCUGGUAUUCCCGUCAUUGCCUAUGUCGGUAGCUACAAUGGCGAAGAGACACAGAAGGAGAUGGCUGAGAAGUUGACUGAACUUGGCGCAAUGAAUGUCAUGUGGCAUUGGUCUGAGUUUGAGGACCGUGUUAAGGAGAUUGAGACUGGAUCUGUUGAGGUCCACUCGAGCCUUUGA